CAUACAGUGGCAUUGUGGCCCUGUGGGACAGAUCAGCUAAAUUAGACUCAGAUUUCGAUGGCGCAAGGUUCAAAAUGGCGGAGGUUUUGAAACCAGAACAGACGGGCUUGAAGUUGGGGCGUCAGGCACAUGGGGCCAGCCUCGGUCUGAAAGGAGAGAAGUGGUUUCAUGCUCCUUGUGGACCUCGGCGGAAGCUGUCGGAAUCUGAUUAAGCUCAAAUCGAAAGGACAUUGGCUUGCCAGCCGCAAUGUCCUCCACACUGGGCGUUGAAGAGUUUCUGCAGCGGUCAUUGCCGGAAUGGAAUGAUGAGACUCGGAUGCAAGCCAGGCUCAGAGCUUUCAGCACCCAAGACGAGAAUUUCGAAUCACAUUUUGAGUUUUGGCGCGGUGUCAUCUUGCUUGUGGCAAGAGCACAUCUUCAAGCGACUAUCAUCAAGACUGAGGAGGUCAGGAAUGUGAUGUUCAAAAGGGGCGGCCUGAAACCUUUGGGCUUGGACCAGGUUCUGGUCGAAAUGCAUCGCAGGAGACAGCUGCAAAGUUUCCGUGGACUUAUGGGAAGCUACGAUCGUUCCUGGAUUCGAUGGUCUGUUGUACAACUGGCAAGGAGCGCAACAGUGGCCAAGCAAGUUGUUGGCGGUCUUCUUGGAGGGGAAGAUGCAAGCGGAAUCCGGCUGGAUGAGGAGAUGGUCAUCAUGGAUCUUUUGAAGGAGCGGGCAGACAAGGUGGAGACUGAGAUCACCCCCGCUUCAGGCCACACCGUCCUCCUCCUGGACCCCGUCCUACUUUCCAUCCAUCAAAACCCCCGGGAGGCGCAGCUCGUACUGCACGAACUGCUGCGACGGCGAAGGGUUGCUCUGGUUUCAACUGUGGCUGCGGGGAAGGAAGUACGCGGAGUCAAGGUUGCGGCCAGAGGGGAGAAACGGGUGCCGGCUGUUACGGAUCAGGACCGGCAGCGGGUGCACCUGAAGAGUGCAAUGCGGGGCCUGGAGGAACGUGCAGAAGCGCUGAUGCGGCGAGCUGCCGAGGCUCGGGAGACGGCUCACAGCGCCGUGAAAAAGAAGGACCGUGCCCUGGGGCUGCGAUGCCUGCGACGCUUCAAGCUGUGGGAGGGGGCGGCCCGGCAAUGCAACGACUAUGCCGCAAAGCUAGAAGAGCUGCUGCUGCAAGUUGACCAAGCUGAGGUGACGCAACAGGUAACGAGUGCGCUGCAGGCCGGGGUGCAGACGCUGCGGGCUUCGACGGUCACCUUGGAGGAGGCUGAGUCGUGCAUGCAGCAAGUCGACGGGGCACUCACGAGCCACCAGGAAGUACAGGACACGCUGGGACUCGGCGCCGGAGAAAACUCGGAUGCAAUCGACUCGGAGCUGGCAGAGAUCGAAGCGGAGAUUGCGAUGGAAGGGCUGAGCCUGGACUCGGCCAAGAAGGUGAAACCAAAAAAAGAUGCAGAGGCGACUUCGAUUCCUGGGGACACAGAAGCAUCGGCGUCUCAAACGGUGGUUCAGAUCUCGUCAAUAGGAGACUGGCAAGCAGGUGCGCCGGAACCGAGUGGAUCAGCGGAGUUGUCAGUUGCUAGGGCGGCACAAGGAGCGCCCACAAAAGGUGAGAACAUGCAAAGCGAGCGAACAUCCGCUUGAUCUUGCACGCAAAGCUGGAUCAGACGCACGUUGGGGGCCGCUAUGUAGUCGACUUUUGCAGGUGAUGUACAGACUGAUACACUGUGUACAUACUGGUGAUUCAAUAGGUCUUCUUCCUCCUGAUAAGGUCAUAAGUACAAUCAUACGAGUCAUUCAAUCAUAUAUAUAUAGCCAUG
Messenger RNA from Klebsormidium nitens, 1809 nucleotides. Lineage: Eukaryota; Viridiplantae; Streptophyta; Klebsormidiophyceae; Klebsormidiales; Klebsormidiaceae. The record is from the annotation of a GenBank genome assembly.